Messenger RNA from Cricetulus griseus (Chinese hamster), 8357 nucleotides. The record is from RefSeq and is a predicted model, not a curated record. NCBI's taxonomy places the organism in Eukaryota, Metazoa, Chordata, Mammalia, Rodentia, Cricetidae.
UUUUAUAUUUUAGGUUAAAAAUCUGUAAGAGCCUGAUUUUAGAAUUCACCAGCUCCUCAGAAGUUUGGCGAAAUAUGAAUUAUUAAGCCUACGUUCAGAUCAAGUUAGCAGCUAGACUGGUGUGACAACCUGUUUUUAAUCAGUGACUCAAAGCUGUUAUCACCCUGAUGUCACCGAAUGGCCACAGCUUGUAAAAGAUCACCAGGAGAAUCCCAGUCUGAGGACAUUGAAGCUAGCCGAAUCCUGCAUAGGACUGUCAAGAUGCUGGUCAGUAGUGGGGAUCAAGCGUCCAUGAAGCGAGCAGCUGCAAAGCAUCUAAUAGAACGCUACUACCACCAGUUAACUGAGGGCUGUGGAAAUGAGGCCUGCACGAAUGAGUUUUGUGCUUCCUGUCCAACUUUUCUUCGUAUGGAUAACAAUUCAGCAGCUAUUAAAGCCCUUGAGCUUUAUAAAAUUAAUGCAAAACUCUGUGAUCCUCAUCCCUCCAAGAAAGGAGCAAGCUCAGCCUACCUUGAGAACUCAAAAGGUGCAACUAACAACUCAGAGGUAAAAACGAACAAGGAUGGAAAAGGAGCUAAAUCUGAUUAUAAAGAUGUGAUUUACCUAACUGAAGAGAAAGUAUAUGAAAUUCUUGACGUAUGUACAGAGAGUGAUGAUUACUCCCCUUUAAUUCGAGUAAUUGGAAGAAUUUUUUCUAGUGCUGAGGCAUUGGUUCUGAGCUUUCGGAAAGUCAAACAACACACUAAGGAGGAAUUGAAAUCUCUUCAAGAAAAGGAUGAAGACAAGGAUGAAGAUGAAAAAGAAAAGGCUGCUGCUGCUGCUGCUGCUGCUGCCGCCGCCGCUGCUGCUGCCGCCGCCGCUGCCGCUGCCGCCGCCGCUGCCGCUGCUGCUGCUAUGGAAGAAGACUCAGAAGCAUCUUCUUCAAGGAUGGGUGAUAGCUCACAGGGAGACAACAAUGUACAAAAAUUAGGUCCUGAUGAAGUGACUGUGGAUAUUGAUGCCAUUAGAAGGGUCUACGCCCGUUUGCUCGCUAAUGAACAAUUAGAAACUGCCUUUCUCAAUGCACUUGUAUAUCUGUCACCUAACGUGGAAUGUGACUUGACAUAUCAUAGUGUGUAUGCCCGAGAUCCUAAUUAUCUCAAUUUGUUCAUUAUUGUAAUGGAGAAUAGUAACCUCCACAGUCCUGAAUAUCUGGAAAUGGCCCUGCCAUUAUUUUGCAAAGCUAUGUGUAAGCUACCCCUUGCAGCUCAAGGAAAACUGAUUAGACUUUGGUCUAAAUAUAGUGCAGACCAUAUUCGGAGAAUGAUGGAAACAUUUCAGCAACUUAUUACUUACAAAGUCAUAAGCAAUGAAUUUAAUAGCCGAAAUCUAGUGAAUGAUGAUGAUUCCAUUGUUGCUGCUUCAAAGUGUUUGAAAAUGGUUUACUAUGCAAAUGUAGUAGGAGGGGAAGUAGACACAAAUCACAAUGAGGAAGAAGAUGAAGAGCCCAUACCUGAGUCCAGUGAAUUGACACUGCAGGAGCUUUUGGGAGAGGAUAGAAGAAACAAGAAAGGCCCUCGAGUGGACCCAAUAGAAACUGAACUUGGUGUUAAGACUCUAGAUUGUCGAAAACCACUUAUCUCCUUUGAAGAAUUCAUUAACGAACCACUGAAUGAUGUUCUAGAAAUGGAUAAAGAUUAUACCUUUUUCAAAGUUGAAACAGAAAACAAAUUCUCAUUCAUGACCUGUCCCUUUAUAUUGAAUGCUGUCACAAAGAAUUUGGGAUUAUAUUACGAUAAUAGAAUUCGCAUGUACAGUGAACGCAGAAUCACUGUUCUCUACAGCCUAGUUCAAGGACAGCAGUUGAAUCCAUAUUUGAGACUCAAAGUCAGGCGUGAUCAUAUCAUAGAUGAUGCACUUGUCCGGCUGGAGAUGAUUGCUAUGGAAAAUCCUGCAGACUUGAAGAAGCAGUUGUAUGUGGAAUUUGAAGGAGAGCAAGGAGUGGAUGAAGGAGGUGUUUCCAAAGAAUUUUUUCAGUUGGUUGUGGAGGAAAUCUUUAAUCCAGAUAUUGGUAUGUUCACAUAUGAUGAAGCCACAAAAUUAUUUUGGUUUAAUCCAUCUUCCUUUGAAACCGAGGGUCAGUUUACUCUGAUUGGCAUAGUCCUCGGUCUGGCUAUUUACAAUAACUGUAUACUGGAUGUCCACUUUCCCAUGGUUGUCUACAGGAAGCUAAUGGGGAAAAAAGGAACCUUUCGUGACUUGGGAGAUUCUCACCCAGUUUUAUAUCAGAGUUUAAAGGACUUAUUGGAAUAUGAAGGGAAUGUGGAAGAUGAUAUGAUGAUCACUUUCCAGAUAUCACAGACAGAUCUUUUUGGUAACCCAAUGAUGUAUGAUCUAAAGGAAAAUGGUGAUAAAAUUCCAAUUACAAAUGAAAACAGGAAGGAAUUUGUAAAUCUCUAUUCCGACUACAUUCUCAAUAAAUCAGUAGAAAAACAGUUCAAGGCGUUUCGCAGAGGUUUUCAUAUGGUGACUAAUGAAUCUCCCUUAAAGUACUUAUUCAGACCGGAAGAGAUUGAAUUGCUUAUAUGUGGAAGCCGGAAUCUAGAUUUCCAAGCAUUAGAAGAAACUACAGAAUAUGAUGGUGGCUAUACAAGAGAGUCUGUUGUGAUUAGGGAGUUCUGGGAAACUGUUCAUUCGUUUACAGAUGAACAGAAAAGACUCUUCUUGCAGUUUACAACUGGCACAGACAGAGCACCUGUUGGAGGACUGGGAAAAUUGAAGAUGAUUAUAGCCAAAAAUGGCCCAGACUCAGAAAGGUUACCUACAUCUCAUACUUGCUUUAAUGUCCUUUUACUACCGGAAUAUUCAAGCAAAGAAAAACUUAAAGAGAGAUUGUUGAAGGCCAUCACAUACGCCAAAGGAUUUGGCAUGCUGUAAAGAAGCAAAAACAAAAAGAAAAAGAAAAAAAAAAGAAAAACAUUUAAAAAAACAUAAUAAAUAUAGUAAGAGGGAUAAUUUGGUGGUGAUAGUGUCCCAGUACAAAAAGGCUGUAAGAUAGUGAACCACAGUAGUCAUCUAUGUCUGUGCCUCCCUUCUUCAUUGGGGACAUUGUGGGCUGAACAGCAGAUUUCAGCUACAUAUAUGAACAAAUCCUUUAUUAUUAUUAUAAUUAUUUUUUUGCGUGAAAGUGUUACAUAUUCUUUCACUUGUAUGUACAGAGAGGUUUUUCUGAAUAUUUAUUUUAAGGGUUAAAUCACUUUUGCUUGUGUUUAUUACUGCUUGAGGUUGAGCCUUUUUGAGUAUUUAAAAUAUAUAUACCAACAAAACUACUCUCGCAAGGAAAACAUUGCCACCAUUUGUAGACCAUGUAAUCUUCAAGUAUGUGCUUUUUUCUUGCUUUUUUUUUUCUUUUCUUUUUUUUUUCUUUUUUUGUCCCUGAAUCUAGCUCAAAUCAGGACCUUUUUUCUUUUUUUCCUUUUUUUCCCUAUCAGUUUGCUUUUGAAACUUGAAGUCUUAGAAACAGUAUGGUGCAAGUACUGCUGUUCUAGCCCCCAAAGAGUUUUCUGUACAAAAUUUUGAGAAUCAAUAAAGAUGGAAGGGAGAACUUGGAAUGUUUGAACCACAGCCCUCAGAACUUUAGUAACAGCACAGCAAAUUAAAACAACUCAUGCCACAGUAUGUUGUCUUCAUGUGUCUUGCAAUGAACUGUUUCAGUAGCCAAUCCUCUUAGUAUAUGAAAGGACAGGGAUUUUUUGUUGUUGUUGUUUUUGUUUUUGUUGUUUUAAGUUUACUGGGGAAAGUGCAUUUGGCCAAAUGAUAGGUUAGUCAAGCCUAUUGCAACAAAAUUACAAAGUUUGUUGUAUAAACAAGCAUGUAAAAGUGCUCUUAAAAUGAAUCUUUAUUAUUACCUAGAUUUUAAAUAGACAAUCCAAAGUCUCCCCUUCUGUUGCCAUCAUCUUAUUUAAUCAGCUAUUUUUCAAGGCACUCGAUCAGUGUUGCAGCAUAACAGAAAGGAUGGCUACUGUGCCUUGUGUUACUUAGUCACACAGUAAGCAGGCCUGCAAAUGAAUGGAACUAUUACUCCUGAGAAUUACAUUGUAUAUCCCCCAAAUUAAAUUUUACAUCAAAAAGUGUUAAAUAUUCAUGUGCUGUAGAAAAGUACAAGUAGGCUUAAAUUACUGGAUAUUUAAUGUAGUUUCCCAUUCCUAGUCUUCUAUGUCUGUGAUGUUAAUUUCUUUUGUUGCAUAAGAAAAUAAAAGAAUUAUGUAUUUUUAACUAAGGAGAGACAUACUGGUAUAUCAUUUUACUACAAGCUACAGCUAAUUUGUUGAGCUUGUGAUUUGAUUCUUUUAACAAUUAGUGCAAAUCAACCUUAUAUUUUAAAAUUGGCAGGGGAAAAUGUAGCUUUCAAAUCAUUGGAAAUGCUUUUUUCAAAUCAUUUUUCAUUCUUGUAGUAAUCAAAACAGAACUAUUAUUUACUGUAAUGCUAAAUAAAGCAGUGGCUUAAAAAAAGAAAACUAUACCUUAAUGGGAGAAAAAGAACACAGUGCUUUCUAUACUGUGAUAAGGUAAUGUGGUUUUUUUUUUUUUUUUUUUUUUCCCCCUGGGAUAGCCUUUAGAACACUGUUGUGGUAUGUAUGCUACCUUGAUUAUAGGACCCAUAAAUGUGACUAUAGUCAUCUUAAAGGGCCUCUUCAUCCACUGAGCUUCUUAUGUAUUUUGAAAGUGAUAAGAAGACAAAUUAAGUGGAUAUACUUUAUACAAUAAAUUUGUGAAGAAAUUUGUGUUCUUCAGUUCUCAAGUUUUAUUGUUGCUACAGUAUUGAAGUAGCUGUGAUACUAUAUCUGUGUGAAAGUUUAAGUGAUAAUAUAGAUUAUCAGACAGAAGUAACAUCAAUAUAUUUAAUAGAAAGUGGAAAAAUACCCUAAAAAGUUUUAAGAAGAAAAAAAUAAACUCUUAUUUGCUUCAUAAUCAGUUUUUCUCAGCAUGUUACCACGUUAUUAUGGCUGCCUUUCCAUUAUUGCUUUCUUAGAAUGUCAAGGAACAGUAUCUUAUGAGUAAAAGUAUACCUUUUAGUGUUGUAGAACAUUUCAAACUUAAAGCUUAAAAAAAGCACAGCCUGCAGCAAAAAUUUUCUGGAGACUUGGCAGCUGCAGCAAAUGAAUUGAGUGUCUGAUUGUAUAUAUUGUGGUCUAUAGUUAAUUGUGUGAUCAAAUCCAGUUACAAUUACCUUAGCUUUAUUUGGAGAUACAUCCCUGUAUAGGAAGAUAUAUUAUCAAAAGAAACCUAUAAAUGAGGCUUCAGAGAACUUGUUCAUAUUAACAUGUGGCACAUGCUUAUAAUUGGGCAGCAUCACUCCCUAUUUCUGUGAGGUGGCUGUACUGAAACUUAAACUGAUGUAAGGAGUUUUUUUCUCAAGAAUCCACAUAACCUCCUGGAGAGAGAAGUGUUUUUCUGAGGCUACAUUUUGUGAUGUUCUUCCCUUUAGUUGCUUAAGACUAUCUUUAUCCUUUCUACCCUUCCCAGGGCCACCAGAGUAAAAUAUGAUAAUAAUAGCAACUUUCACUUGCUGCUUCUCUCAUCUUUUCUCCUCUUAUUCUAUCAAACCAUAGAUCUUUCUGUCUCUCUCUCGUGUGUGUGUGUGUGUGUGUGUGUGUGUGUGUGUGUGUGUGUGUGUGUGUGUGUGUGUGUGUGUGUGUGUAUCAUAUUAGCCAACUGGAAAAGGAAGUCAGAGAGUUGGAAAAGACUAGAUCUUUGAAAGGAAGACUUUUUCUUUCUUCCUUCCUUUCUUUUUUUUUUUUUUUUUUUUUUUUUUUUUUUUUGUGACUCUCUACAUUCUACCUUCUUUAUACCACAAACACACUUUCCUUUAUCCCGGUAAAGAUGGCAGCUGGCACACCUUGGAUCAUUCUGCUAUUACUAGUCCCUCAUUUUCACAGAGGAAUCCUCUAGAUGCUGUUCUCUGUAAAUGUAUGUGAGUCAUAUUUAACAUUUCUUAUACUUUGUAAGUCAAAGAUUCCUGUAAAUUCUGAAGGAAACUUUCAGUGACUGUCAAGUACCUGUGCAUGUAGUCCUUCAUUUGCACAAAACAGGUCAGUCACUGUAACUUGAGAGUUUAUACACCUUACUUAAAGUCAUAUAGCCAGGAAAAAGGAUGACUAGUGCUAUGGUGGGCCUACAUGACCACCUAAUAAUUGUCAUAUUCUCUUUGCCAAAAAAAAAAAAAAAAAAAAAAAAUUCAACCAUCAAAUUAAGAUUCUUAGGCUGACAUGCAUGGUACCUAGGAUCAUUAUCCUAAUUAUUUUUCAUUCCCCAGAAAUACAUAGAAAAUGAUGUGGAAGGUGUAUGGAAAAUAGUAGAGUGGUUGAGAUUGCAUCUUUCACUCAAAGGACUUCAGAGUUUAGUUUGGGCCUGCCAUUGCCUUGACUUAGAUCAUACCCAAUCCUACCUUAUCUCUAGUUGUGUGGUUUUAAUGAAAUACAGAUGUUAGAUAACAUCUUGGAAGACACCCUGAGGGGAAUUCUCCCAGAAUUUGCUUGUUAACUAAAAGAAAAACAUCAAGAGAUUGGAAAUGCCUGUAAUAAAGAUCUAUUUUGGAAGAGUUGACCUUAUCUCAUCCACUUUUAAAUAGGAGAGAUGUGCUUUCCCUCAUAUUUGUUUGAGAUACAAUUCACAUAAUAUAAAAUUCAUCCCUUUAAAAAGUGUAAAAUUUGUGGUUAUAGUAUAUUCACAGAGUUGUGAAGUUGUCAUUAUAUAUAAUUCCAGAGCAUUUUCAUCACUGUAAAAAGUUUUCUGUACUCAUUAGGUGUGACUGCCUGUUCUUAACCCCCAGCCCCUGGCAACUACUCAUCUACAUAUGCCUAUGAAUUUGCCUAUUUUGGACAUUUCAUGUUAAUGGAGUCAUAUAAUAUGUGGCCUUUUGUGUCUGUUCCCCACCCCCCAUCCCCAAAGUAAUGAGUUCAAAGUACAUCUUUGUUGUAGCAUGUAUCGGUACUGUUUCUUUCGUGACUGAAUAUUGUCAUUGUAUUGAUAUAAUGUAUUUUUUUGCUUGUCUGUUUGGUUGUGGAUACUUGUGUUGUUUCUGCUUUUUGCAUAUUAUGAAUACUACAACUAUGAACACUUUGUGUACAAGUUAAAUUUUAAUUUCUCUUGCGUCUUGUAAGCAUCUUACGGUUUUAGUUCUUAAAUUUAGGUCCUUGAUCCAUUUUUGCAUGUGGUGCAUUGUAGGGAUCCAGUUUCAUUCUUUAAUAUGUGACUAUCUAGUAGAACAAAUAACUAAUUGUUACAUAGACUGAUAAUCAUUUCUUUAUGAGUGGGAUUGGCAUCCUUGUGAAAAACAAAACAAAUCCUCACCCCACCCCAUAUAAGUGACUGUAAAAAUGUACUCCUCAACUUUUAUCCAUUGUCCUGUUCUUAAGCCAGUACCACAUUGUCUUACUUGUAGCUAUGUAGUAAGUUUUGAAUUUAGGAUGUUUGAGUCCACCAACUUUGUUCUACUUCAAGAUCAUUUUACCUAUUCUGGGUCCCUUGCAUUACACAUGGAUUUUAGGAUCAAUUUGAUUUGUUAAUUUCUUUGUAACAAGCACCUGUGAUUUUGAUAGUUUUUGUGUUGAUUCGAUACAUCAGAUUAAAGUAUGUUGGUAUUUUAACAGUAUUAAAUUUUCUAAUCCAUAAACAUGGAGUGUCUUUCCAUUUAUUUAGGUCUGUAAUUUCUUUCAAUGCUGUUUUAUAGAUUUUAGUGUAUACAUCUUGAUUUUUGGGGGGUGGGUUAAAUGUUUUUCAAAGGUAUUCUUCUUGAUGCUAUUCCAAACAAUUGUUUUCUUUUUUGUAUUAUUCAUUGCUAGCAUCUAGAAAGAAUUUAAUUUUGUGUAUUGACCUUAUAUACUAUAGCUAUUCUGAGCUUAUUUUGUUUUUGUUUUUUUUUUUUUAUCCAAGAUUGUGUUUCUGUUAAUAGAAAUACUUUUUCUUCCUUUCCAAUCUGGUUUCUUUUUAUUUGAUUUUCCUGCUUAAGUGCCCUGGCUAGCAUGUCCAGUAUAAUAUUAAAUAGAAGUGGCAAGAGUGGACAUCUUUUUCUUGUUCCGUGAUUUUAGGGGCAAAGUAUUAGGUCUUUCACCAUUAAGUAUGAUGUUAGCUGUGGGUUUUUGAUAGAUGCUGCAAGUUGAGGAAAUUCCAUCUAUUCCUACUUUAUUGAGUGUUUUUUUUUUUUAAUCAAAAAAGUAUUGAAUUUUGUCAAAUGCUUCUGUAUCAAGGUUGUCAUGUAGUUUUGUCCUUUAUUGAUAUGUUGUAUUACAUUGAUGGAUUUUGUAUAUUGAACAAACCUUGCAUUCCUGGAAUAACCCCACUUGUCUAUGCUACAUAAACCAUUUUCUAUGCUGCUG